AUGGAGAGCUUGAAGGCGCAUUUCUCAUGGACCGUCGUCUUCAUGCUCGGGCUGCUCUCGUCGACGGGGCAAGGGUUCCUCGUGAAUCUCACCGUCCUGGAAGCCGCCGCCCGCAGAGGGGCAGGCAAGUCCAUGUUCCUACCAUGAAGAUUCAUCCUUUCUGAUAGGAAAUCGGCGAUGUUCUCUGCCGUUUCGCAAUGGUCUCUUAGCUGCUGAUCUGAACUCGCCGGUGAAAUGCUCUGUCCUCUGCAGUGUGCCUGGAUGGGAGCCCGCCUGCGUAUCAUCUCGCGCCGGGGUUCGGCCCGGGGAUGAACAGUUGGCUGGUCCACAUUGAGGUCUGAACCCCUCGACGAUGCCUCGGAAAUGUAUGAUCAUAUGCCUGUGCGAAUUGUCCUUGUCUCCAACACUCUGGGCAGCGAUCGCCCAAUGAGAGUCCCAGUUCAUGGGUUAUGGGAUCAUCUCUCUCUCUCUCUCUCUCUCUCUGUAUGUGUCUGAAUGGCUGCUGGUUAUUUCAGGGGGGAGGAUGGUGCCACAACAUCACCAACUGCUUCGCUCGCAAAGUGGGGAGACUCGGUUCGUCCAGGGCCAUGGGGAGCAUCGUCUUCUCCGGCAUCCUGAGCGACCGCAGAGACCUGAACCCAGGUGGGGCUCCUCGCCGCCAUACUUGCAACUCCGAUCAUCAGCCAAAUUCUCUCUCCAGCAUGAACCCUGCAUCAGCCUUAAUCCAUGGAGGAACACAGAGCUUUCCUUCUGAAUUAACCAGUCGUCUCAAUCUCCUCUUCUCAUUCGAGGAUGAACUUCUUCUAAGUGUGCCGCAUCUUCGAAAUCGUCUGAAUCUGCAGAGUUCUACAACUGGAACAGGGUCAAGGUCGCUUACUGCGACGGCUCGUCCCUGACUGGAGAUGUCGAUAGAGUAGAUCCCGUGAGUAAUCUUCUCGUUCCAGUAAUCCUUUUAGUCAUCAACGGCCGAUGCUCCGCCCUAUUCCUCUCAUGCAUAUCGAUAGAUGGCUGACUCGGGUGAGGAUCUGACCAGGCCACCAACCUUCACUUCAGAGGAGCCCGGAUCUUCGACGCGGUGAUGGAAGAUCUGCUCCGACAGGGAAUGAGAUACGCCGAAAGCGUACGUGCCCUAAAUGUCCAUAGAUCGAACGAAACCAGCGGUGGUGAUAACGUGGCCGGGGAUUCUUGCAGGCACUUCUCUCCGGCUGCUCUGCCGGAGGGCUGGCGGCGAUUCUGCACUGCGACCGAUUCCGCGCCCUGCUGGCCGCCGCCGCCCGCGUGAAGUGCCUCUCGGAUGGCGGCUUCUUCGUCAACGUGUAGGUACACGAGAGAGAGAGGGAUGUUAGUAUAUUUCCGAGUUCUGACUCCUGGGCAUCGAUCGGCCAUGGCAGAAGGGACGUCACCGGAGCAGAGUAUAUGAAGAGCUACUUCAGCGAGAUCGUCGCGACCCACGUACGUUCCACCUCCGUUCCUCGACGAUCUCUGCCUGCAACUUCUUCCCCGUGCUUGUUAGGAAGGUGGGUAUCUGAGCCUCCCCCAUGGCUCCAAGCAGGGCGCCGCGAAGAGCCUCCCCUCGUCGUGCACCUCCAAGAUGAGCCCCGGCAUGGUGAGUGCAGUGCAGUGCAGUGCCUCUCUUCAGUGAUUAUUCUUGAUCCGAUCGGAGCGCGCUGACGUGGUGGCGAUCGAUGCAGUGUUUCUUCCCGCAGUACGUGGUGAAGCAGAUCCGCACGCCGCUCUUCGUCCUCAACGCCGCCUAUGAUUCCUGGCAGGUGGGCAUCCAUCCUCCUCCCUCCAUGACCUCCCUGGAUAUGGUGGCUACGUCUGCUACCAUUAGAGCAUCAUCAUCAACAUGUUCCGAGAUUUUCUCUCCCAUGCAUUCUGGGUUGGUACUACUAUUAUUAUUGUUACUACCAGGCAUCGAACGAGUACAAUAUCUACUUCUUCAGAUCUCUCAUCUACCCGGCUGAAAUCCUUUUUGACUUUUAGAUCAGGAACGCGCUGCUCUCACCGGGCUCUGACCCUGCGGGAGCUUGGAAGGAGUGCGCGUCGGACAUGAGCCUGUGCGACACCAGCCAGUUGGAAGCCCUCCAAGGUCCCUCCCUCCCGCCCUUCUUUUCGUGCUUACCUUUGCUUGACUAAAAGCUCGGAAACAAACCAGGCGGUUCCCAUUGAUUUCCGUGUUCGUGGCUCUUCGUGGGCAGCAUUCAGGAUGCAGUUCCUAGGCGCGCUGAGGGGCCUCGGGGCGAGCCCGGCCGCCGGCAUGUUCGUGAAUUCAUGUUUCGCUCACUGCCAGACGGAGAUGGCGGAGAUAUGGCACUUCGAUGGGUCUCCGGUCCUGGGGAACACGGUGAGCUCGCUCCUCGAACACAGUGGCGUUAGACCUGUUUCUUUACUCUCUUCUUUUUUUCCUUCGUUUCUAUCCGAUUUUUACGGGGGGAAGGAAUCAGAUCUGGUGGGUUUUUGAGGCUGGUGGCAUUGAAGCGAGACCACUGCCGCCUUAUCCGAAGGGGUGUGCGUUGACUUCGAAGGUGUGAUCUUGAUGCGCUGUUCUUCGCAGACGAUCGCCGGCGCCGUCGCGGAGUGGUUUUAUGAUCGGCGCCCCUUCAAGAACGUCGACUGCCCGUACCCCUGCGAUUCAUCGUGCCGCAACAUCAGAUACGUUCCAGAGGAGUUUCUUCCCGGGGAAAAUCUGCACCACAAGCUAAGGCAUCUGCUCAUGUGCUCCCCCGCGCAGUCAUUCUAUUUCUCAUGGGCUCGAGAGUUGACCCCCAAGAGCCGCUGA
This is a messenger RNA of Spirodela intermedia, 2782 nucleotides long. Lineage: Eukaryota; Viridiplantae; Streptophyta; Magnoliopsida; Alismatales; Araceae. The record is from the annotation of a GenBank genome assembly.